GGCGCCGGGAGUCCUCGCCAUCAACCUUCGGCUGCGUCUCCGUCUGCCUCCCAGAGACCAUGGCCGAGUCCCCGCGCGCCCCGCUGCUCUUGCUGGCCGCCCUGGCCCUGGCCCUGGCCCUGGCCGUGAGCCCCGCGGCCGGGCAGACCUCCAAACGGAACCGCUUGGUGGGCGGCCUGAUGGACGCGGAGGUCAACGAGGAGGGCGUGCAGAAGGCGCUGUCCUUCGCCCUCAGCGAGUACAACAAGGCGAGCAACGACGCCUUCCACAGCCGCGUGAUGCGUGUGGUGCGCGUCCGCAAGCAGGUCGUGGCCGGGAUGAAGUACUUCUUGGAAGUGGAGAUUGGCAGAACCACAUGCACCAAGUCCCAGCCCAACUUGGCCAGCUGUCCCUUCCACGAUGAGCCGCACUUGCAGAGGAAGAUGCUCUGCUCCUUCCAGGUGCACACCGUCCCCUGGCUGGGCGUCGUCUCCAUGGGGAAGUCCAGCUGUCAGGCUGAGUAGGGGCCAGGCGGCAGGCGGGCUCGCUGACCGCCUCUCACGCACGUCCCCCCACGGAGCACCCGCGCUUCAGAUGGGCGGCCUGCCUGGGGGACGUCCCCUCCGUGCGUCGGCCCCAGCGACACAGAGGGUUUCUCAGCACUCUUUGAGCUGCUCAGCGGCUCUAAGGCACCUCUUCUGCUUUCCCAGUGCGCCGGGUGUGCGUGUUCUGUAUUCUGCUCGAUUAAACGGUCACAGCAGCUGC
Messenger RNA from Camelus dromedarius (Arabian camel), 744 nucleotides. Its product is annotated as cystatin-C-like. Gene Ontology annotation, molecular function: cysteine-type endopeptidase inhibitor activity. The transcript has 3 exons. Gene Ontology annotation, cellular component: vesicle; cytoplasm. NCBI's taxonomy places the organism in Eukaryota, Metazoa, Chordata, Mammalia, Artiodactyla, Camelidae. The record is from RefSeq and is a predicted model, not a curated record. Bases 60 to 503 code for a protein of 147 amino acids.